AUGGUGGAUGGAUACAAUGAUGAUCAUAGCUCAGAUCAUACCGUCAGUUGUAUUGACAAUGAUCAAAUCUCCAUUCAAUCCUCUGCCGUUUCUUCUGUGCUUCCAGCCUCAUUUACCCUUCAACCCAUUUCUACUCAAAUUCCUACUCGAUUCAAACUGGCCAAAGGAUACUGUCGCCAUCGUCACUAUGCUGAAUCUCUUUCCGAAUGCAAGUUUAUUCUUCUCUAUGCCUACCAACUUUCUACCUUUCGCGAGCGCUUAUCUACCGUUCAAGCCGUCGUUUUUAUUUUACGCAAGCUUGGCCAACAAGAUCUUGACGCGCAGUAUAUUCUUGCGUCCACGUACGAAUACGGUGUUCCAGACACUAUCAAUAGUCAAACUGAUCCGCUUUUUGCUCCAAACCCUACCUUGGCCUUUACUGCUUACUUAUCAGCUGCAAAACGAGGUCAUAUUGAAGCCAUGUUCAAAAUCUCUGAAAUGUAUCACACAGGAAUUGGCACAAGAAUCUCUCGCGGCAAAGCCAUACAUUAUCUUCGUACAGCAGCCAUCAAGCACCACCCUCAAGCCAUGACACAACUUGGUCUGGUUUUGAUUCAUGGCAAAUACGGUCAUCCACAACGAAUUCGCGACGGCGUUGUUUGGCUUCGCAUGGCUUGCAGAUUUGCUACAGUUCAAUAUCCAGAUGCUCUGUACCUUUUUGCCGAGCUACACAUCAAUGGUCUUACAGAUGUGAUUUUCAAGGAUGAUCGGUACGUGGUAGAGUUGCUGGAGCGUGGUGCAAAGCUGGAACAUGCACCUUGUGUGUUCAAACUUGCCGAGGCUUAUCAAAAUGCUUGGUUUGGACUGGAUUGCGACAUGAAAAAAAGCUUUUAUGGGUACUGCCGGGCUGCGAAUAUGGGUCAUCUUGAAGCCAUGUUGGAAAUGUCAAGAUGGUACUUGGUUGGAGCGAAAAUGGAUUUGGAUGGAUUUGUACUCGAACAGUCUAAUGAAAAGGCCUAUCAAUGGAUCUUGAAAUCUGCAAAAGCUGGACAUGCGAGAGCAAUGUUUGGCAUAGGUCAUUUUUACAGUGAAGGAUUGGGUGUUGUCAAGAACACUGAUACAGCUCUGGAGUGGUACCGCAAAGCAGCCAAGUUG
This is a messenger RNA of Batrachochytrium dendrobatidis JAM81, 1134 nucleotides long. RefSeq lists its product as uncharacterized. NCBI's taxonomy places the organism in Eukaryota, Fungi, Chytridiomycota, Chytridiomycetes, Rhizophydiales. The record is from RefSeq and is a predicted model, not a curated record. The transcript has a single exon. Gene Ontology annotation, molecular function: protein binding. The annotation marks the transcript as partial.